Molecule: messenger RNA, 2496 nt
Organism: Oncorhynchus tshawytscha (Chinook salmon)
Lineage: Eukaryota; Metazoa; Chordata; Actinopteri; Salmoniformes; Salmonidae
Product: putative sodium-dependent excitatory amino acid transporter glt-3
Exons: 5
Coding region: 1-1311 (436 amino acids)
Biological process (GO): L-glutamate transmembrane transport
Cellular component (GO): plasma membrane
Molecular function (GO): neutral L-amino acid transmembrane transporter activity; glutamate:sodium symporter activity; L-glutamate transmembrane transporter activity
Source: RefSeq, a predicted model, not a curated record
AUGCCAUUGCCAAACUACGCUCCAAGCAGUAACAAAAUCAUGUCUGUGCCAAAGAAAGCAGUGCAGGAACGUUCUCUCAGUGCAGGAACGUUACCUGUCUACAUCCCUUUCUUACCCUCUCUCUCCUUCUCUCAGUGCAGGAACGUUACCUGUCUACAUCCCUUUCUUACCCUCUCUCUCCUUCUCUCAGUGCAGGAACGUUACCUGUCUACAUCCCUUUCUUACCCUCUCUCUCCUUCUCUCAGUGCAGGAACGUUACCUGUCACAUUUCGCUGUCUGGAGGAGAAUCUGAAGAUCGAUAAGCGUGUGACGCGUUUCGUGCUGCCCAUCGGAGCCACCAUCAACAUGGAUGGUACAGCCCUGUACGAGGCGGUGGCAGCCAUCUUCAUCGCUCAGAUGAAUGACAUCAACCUGGACGCAGGACAGAUCAUUACCGUCAGUAUGACAGCCACCCUGGCCAGUGUGGGAGCGGCCAGUAUUCCCAGCGCAGGCCUGGUCACCAUGCUGUUGAUCCUUACAGCUGUGGGCCUGCCCACCCAGGACAUCAGCCUGCUCAUCGCUGUCGACUGGCUGCUUGACAGAAUGCGUACCUCAAUCAACGUGGUGGGCGACUCGUUUGGUGCUGGGAUUGUGGACCACCUGUCCAGGGCAGAGCUAGCUGAGAUUGACGCCGAGCUCCUCUCCCCUGAGGAUGAGGAGUUCAUCCCCCCGCCCCCUGUCCUCACCGAGAUAGACCUGGUGGACCCCAAGAGACCUCCCGAGUUACCCCCACGCUCCCCCCGCCCGCCCAAACUCAACCACCACGGCCACUCCAACCUGUCACAGAUCUACUCCAUCACCAACUCUCCCCGCUCCGUCCGCUCUCCGUCCCCCCAUUCUGUCCGCUCUCCCUCCCCACGCUCCAACUGUUCCCACUCCCACUCCCCACGGCCCUCUGCCUUCCGUACCCAUUCCCCACGCAUCCUCCGCAGAACAGAGCCUGGCUACUGCGCCCUGCCAAGCCACGACAACCAGAUCCCCACACUCCCUCGCUCCCACAGAGAGAGAGACAGAGGGGAUAGAGACAGAAGGGAAAGAGACAGGGAAAGAGACAGAGAGAGAGACAGAGAGAGAGAUAGAGAGAGGGAUAGAGAGAGAGAUAGAGGAAGAGAGAGGGAGAGACUGCGGGGGCGAGACAGCGACCGAUAUCAGAGCGAGACAGAGGAAGAGGAGGAGAGGGAUAGGGUGCUGGAUGAAGGGAGUGAAGGAGAAGAGAGUGAUGACACUGCUUACGACCGCAGGAACACCAUUCUGCCCUGCGACCUGCCCUGAUUGGAACACCUCUAUGAAAACACUUCUGUUAUACCACAGUUUCACUACACUUCCCACAAUUUACUGCACUCUACCACCUAGUACCACUGUGGUGUUUUUGAUAGGGGUCUGGGUUGGUGGAUGCAGUGCUCUACAAAUGGUUGCUAUUUAGUAAUUGUCUGAUUUGAGUGUUCUUGUGUGAUUUGAGUCCUGUUUGACAAGAUCAGGGAUCAAUAAGCUUGCUUUGAGCGAUGACGAUAUUUAAGUUGCUAUGGCAACACCCUUUAAUAAUCUUUCAAAAAAGAGCCCAUGCCCUAACUUGUACGCUUCAGUGUGCUGCAGAAGGGAGCUUUAACUUAGUGUUGUGUCUUCUGUCAACCCAGCUCUAUUCUCUGAUAAUCAUUGUCUUGUUCUAAUCAUUUCAGCUAGCCAGUUCCUCAACCUUAUCCUCUACCCUGUAGCGUGGCUGAGAGAGACGCUCUACUGAGAUCUUGGUGUUCAGUGUCAGUCAAUGUACAAUCAGAAAUGUUCUCUUCUCAACUUCCAAAAGGUCAUCUGUAGAACGUCGUCCAUCUCCAGCUGUACUGUAUCGAAUGAUUCAACAAAUAAAUACUCAUUCUACUUAUAUGUAAGUUCAAAUGUGAGAUAAACUUGCGUGUAGCAACUAUAUGUAAUUAAAGGUAACAAACACACUGUAGUCAAACUAUUUUUAUACUAUUCUACUUCCUCUCUCUCUUCUCUUCUUCUCCUUGUCCUCUACAAACUCAACACUUCACUUGACUUUACCUCAACUUGUACCUCAACUUGUCCUGAAAUGACAAUCAUAAUACGGUUAUUGUUGUUAAUAUUGUUAUUUCUCAGUACUUAUGUAUGGUUAGUCAUUUUUUGUCAUCGUCUGUUGUCUGAAAUGAUGGUUGUUAGUAAUUUUAUACAUUUUUUCCAGCACAACAGUCUUCAGUCUGUGUUGCACAGCACGUAUUCAUUUACUUGUUGUUUCAUUACUCUUGUACUUUAAUUAUUUAUUGGUUAAUUAAGAGAUAUUCUCAUUGGUUCUGUCAUAUUGAUUUGUUUUCCUCUGUCCCUCUGAAAUGCCUUUCAUUGAAGGUCAUUACUGCCUACCCAAAUCCUUCAGUCUUAAUGCAGGUUUGCAGAUCCAGGUUUUGUGUAUAUUGUAUGUAAUAAAAUCUUAGAGAUUUAUUUAAAUUA